This is a messenger RNA of Gekko japonicus, 2003 nucleotides long. RefSeq names its product SET and MYND domain containing 1 (gene SMYD1). The record is from RefSeq and is a predicted model, not a curated record. Gene Ontology annotation, molecular function: histone H3K4 methyltransferase activity; protein binding. The coding region runs from base 312 to 1772 and encodes 486 amino acids. NCBI's taxonomy places the organism in Eukaryota, Metazoa, Chordata, Lepidosauria, Squamata, Gekkonidae. The transcript has 10 exons. Gene Ontology annotation, cellular component: nucleus.
AUGCCCUGGCAGUUCACCCGCAACCGUUCUCAUUCUGGGAAACCGUGCUUGGAUCCAUUGUCCUGGGGAGGCGAGCCCCGACUGACCCCCCCCCUUUCCUCCCGCUCUGCUUUGCUGAGGGAGGUCCCCCUCUCCCUCCCUCGGGAACUAUUUCCUGGCUGGGACAGGAGGGGGGAUAGAGUCCAUUUAUAGGACUGGUCCUUUGGGAGCCGGAAGACAUUUAAACAGUCGGAGCGAGAAGAGCUUUGACCCACCUGGGGCCAUCCGUCGGUGUGGCAGACGAGGGUGUGCCUGGCGUGCCUGAGGGAGGCAUGGAGACGGUGGAGCUCUUCAGCGCGGAGGGCAAAGGCCGGGGCCUGAAGGCCACGAAGGAGCAGUGGGCAGGGGAUGUCAUCUUCGCAGAAAGAGCUUACGCGGCCGUGGUCUUCGACAGCCUCACUCACCUCGUCUGCCACACUUGCUUCAAGCGGCACGAGAAACUCCACCGCUGCGGCCAGUGCAAGUUUGCCCAUUACUGCGAUCGGACCUGCCAGAAGGAGGGCUGGGCGAAGCACAAGAGUGAGUGCUCUGCCGUCAAGAAGCAGGGGAAGGCACCCAACGAAAACAUCCGGCUGGCUGCCCAAAUCUUGUGGCGAAUCGAGAGAGAAGGAGGAGGGCUGACAGAGGGCAGUUUGGUCUCCAUAGAUGAGCUGCAGAACCACGUGGAGCAUUUUGGCGACGAGGAGAAGAAGGAGCUGCGGGUCGACCUGGAGAGCUUCCUGGAGUUCUGGCCACCCAACAGCAAGCAGUUCGGCAUGCAGUACAUUUCUCACAUCCUGGGUGUGAUAAACUGCAACGGGUUCACCCUGAGUGACCAGAGGGGUCUGCAGGCGGUGGGCGUUGGCAUCUUCCCCAACCUCUGCAUGGUCAAUCACGACUGCUGGCCCAACUGUUCUGUCAUCUUCAAUAACGGCAAUCAUGAGGCUGUAAGGUCAUUGUUCCACACCCAGAUGAGGAUAGAGCUACGGGCCCUGGGAAAGAUCUCCCCCGGGGAAGAACUGACAGUGUCCUACGUCGACUUCCUCAAUGUCGGUGAAGACAGAAGGCAGCAGCUAAAGAAGCAGUACUACUUUGACUGCACCUGCCAGCACUGCCAGAAAGGAAUCAAAGAUGACCUGAUGUUGGCUGUGAAGGAGGGAGGGGAGAAGCCUUCCCAGGAAACAGUGAAAGAGAUUAUCCAGUACUCCAAGGACACCCUAGAGAAGAUUGAUAAAGCUCGGUCAGAGGGGGUUUACCAUGAAGUGGUGAAACUGUGCCGGGAGUGUCUGGCGAAGCAGGAGGCCAUUCUGGGAGACACCAACAUUUACCUGCUUCGGAUCCUCAGCAUCUUGUCUGAAGUUCUCUCUUACCUUCAGCACAUCAACGAAGCGGCUGGCUGCUCCAAGCGGAUGGUGGACGGUUACGUGAAACUUUAUCACCCCAACAAUGCGCAGCUAGGGAUGGCCCUGAUGAGAGCGGGAGUGACGCACUGGCAUGCUGGCCUCAUUGAAGUGGGGCAUGAGAUGCUCUGCAAGGCCUACGCUGUCCUUCUGGUGACCCACGGCCCCUCCCACCCCAUCACCAAAGACCUGGAGGCCAUGCGUGUUCAGUCGGAGAUGGAACUGCGCAUGUUCCAGCAGAAUGAAUUUAUGUACUACAAAAUGAGAGAAGCUGCUCUGCAGAACCAAAAAAUCCAGGUCAUGCCUGAGCCCACAAAUGAGGUUUCACCCGGGAUCUUCCAAAAGAAGCAAUAACUGCCCACAGAUCCCCUCCUGAUCCUGCGGCUGGUGCAACAUCAGCACUUUGGGCUCUGAACGGGGAGAAAGCGGCCAGGCAAGAAAAGCAGCCUUUGGUUCUGAAAGUCUGGACCUGUAGGUGCUUUCUCCAGAUAGGUACCCUUCCUCUACAUGCUCAUGUUGGCUUAGAAGUAUUUCACAGAAUACAACAAAUGCUGUAUACCACUGGUAAUGAUAAUAAAAUAAUUA